Insectozyma verbasci is the source of this 1626-nucleotide messenger RNA. The record is from the annotation of a GenBank genome assembly. NCBI's taxonomy places the organism in Eukaryota, Fungi, Ascomycota, Pichiomycetes, Serinales, Debaryomycetaceae.
AUGGAGACAUUCAAUAGAGAUAAAUUGGUAAAUUGUGAGUUACAACCAUUAAAUGCUGAUGAAUUACCUUGGAAUGAACGGAGUAAAUUAUAUUUUUCUGUAUGGAAGGAGGGGUUGAAGAUUAAUAAAGAGAAUGAUUUCUUAUUUGAUAAAUUUGAUAGAAUCAGUGAUUUAGAAGUAAUCCAACAGAAUACGGAUUUAGAAUUGAUCGAUUAUAGAUUCAAAUUAAACGUUGAAGAUGAUAAAAGGACUGAGAUGAAUGAUGAUAAGGAAUCUGACUUUUUGAAUUUAUUUGAAAAGAUUGGAUUGGGUGAGGAUGCAAGUAAGGGUCAGGAUGCAUUCUCAGGAGAUAAAGGGAUGGAAGAUUUAAAGAAUGAUGAUUUUGAUUUUUUGAAACUUGCUAAUGAUUUAAAGAAGGAUGAAGAGAAAGAUUUAAAGAAUUUUGAAUAUGAUGAGUUUGAUUUCCUUGAUAAUGAUAAUGAUCUUGACUUCCUCAAGGCAAAUGAAAAGGAAGUAAGUGAUGAGAAACAGUCAAAAGAUAACUUUGAUUUAACAAAAUUAGCAAAUCACAAAGAAUCAGCAAAUGGUCAAGAAUUAAAAGAUGAUUCAUUAAAUGAUUUACGUACACAAUUGGGAUUAUUUGAAGAUUUAGAUACUAAUGAAUUUCCAGAUAUUGCUAAAUUAUGUGAAGAUAUAGAAAAUAAAUCACAAGAUGAUCAUUUAAAUGAAUUAAGAACACAAUUGACUAGUACCUCAACAUUCGACAUACCUGAAGAACCUAAAAAAGAACCAACUUUAGUAUUAAAAUAUUUCACCAAUGAGGAACUAAUUAAGUUAUACAACAAUUUGAAUGAAAACUUUACUGCCUCCUUACCUGGAGUAACUAAUAAAUUUACAACAUUUACAAUUCAAUUCGGUUCAUUAAUCACCCAAAAUGAAAAUAAUAAAUUGGUCACUUUUGAAAACAUACCGAAAAUCACUCCCAAUUCAAUUUUUAAAUUCUCACCAAAAGCACCAUUUAUAAAUGAUUUAGCAACUUCAUUACCAAGUAAACUGAAAAUACCAUUCACAAGAAAAUUUCAAAUUAAACUCCUACCUUCCAUCACUCAAUCAUUAUCAAGUGGAGAUUCAUUAGAUUCAUAUUUGAAAUUUCCACCUGUUGAAAUUCUUAUUGGAGAAACUGGAAAUAAGAAAAUAGAUUAUAAUUCAGUUGAAAUUGUUUCCGUUGAGUCAAUGAAUCUUCAAAAUAUUUACUUAGAAGAUCAAUUUUCAGAUUUACAAAUAUCAAGACAAUUAAUAGGAGAUUUGAAUAUUAAUGCCCAGCCUAAUCUCGAUCAAUUUUUGAAUGAAAGUCAGCUUAAAUGGGGCAAAUUUGAAAAUAAUAUUUCUAAUGAAAUUAAAUUAUUAAUUAAUGGGAAAGAAGUAAAAUAUUCAUAUGUUGAAUGGAUAAAUAAGACUGAAUUUAAAUUUAAAUUUGAAAAUAGAGAUAUUAUACUAAAUAUGAUAGAUGGUGGAGAAUUAGGAAAUAAAUCAAUUGAAGUAAUGAUGGGAGAAGGUCAAUUAACCAAAGAUGAAUUCGUCCAAUUCUUUAAUGAUUCAUUGAAAUUUUUACAAUUAAUAAAAUAA